GCAGCGCGCUAGUUUUAAACCGAACGCGAAGGCAGACGCACGUUCAGUUCACGCGUAUUUAUCGAAGAAAACUUUCACGAUUACUCGAAUCACGAUAUCAAGUUAUGUGCGCGAACGCACGCUUCAAUAAACAUCUCAGUGUUUCAUGACAGUGCCAAUGUCUCCCAGUUUAGAAGGGAUCAUGUUUAACAGGAACACGAACUUGUCAGCGCGCCGGCCGUUGCUCGCGGAACCGCAAAAGCCUAUUGUAGUUCCACCACGAGCGCCACCUCGUGAUUAUGGACCACAAAGACCCUAUCCAGCUACGAGAAAUUUAAUAAAUGAAAGCACUUAUGAAAAACGAACAGAAUAUUGGAAACCGUCAAAUGUCGAACUCGAAAGGCGAUUACAAGAAAGUCGCGCACGUGAAAAGGUCGGUUACUUUCAAGACAAAGUAAUAUCACCGGAAUUGAGCUUGGAUCGCAGAGAGGCUGAACUCGUAUUCAGAUUUGAUCCACACGCAUCAGCUGAAUAUCUAUCGAAUCAAUAUAGUGCACCCGCGGUUCAGUAUGCAAAGCCUUCUGCGCCAGCGAACGGGUUUACGAACCGUUUGCCGGAACGAGACGGCCCUUUUGUGUUUGGAGUUCAUAGCCCGAGCCAAUUCCCUGUAUCCCGCCGUGAUGAUGACGACUAUGAUUAUUCUGAAGUGGCGGAAGAAAAUAAUCGGGCUGUGAUAGAGGAUGAUGACUCGGGUGACUUAAAUUGCUGUGAUAAAAUGAAUGAGUGGACUGUGCGUGACAAAAAGGGAAAGAGAACUUUAAAUAGAAUGUUUCAGAUAAAGGAUAGAAGGAGAGUGAAGUGUGGUAAGAAGGAAAAAAUUAAGUGUGUGUUAGUUGGGGAUGGUGCGGUGGGAAAGAGUUCAUUAAUAGCCGCUUACGCCCAGGAUACGUUCAGAGAGGAAUAUCAACCAACAGCAUACGACACAUUUAACGUUGUGGUGGACGUGGACGACCGACCUGUCUGCGUAGAAAUCUGUGAUACAGCUGGUCAGGAUUCAAUGUCAGAACUACGCGAGCUCUGCUAUCCUGGGACAGACGUGUUAAUGCUCUGCUUCUCUGUGGUCCGACCAGAGACAUUCCGGUCCGUGGCUAACAGGUGGACGCGGGCGAUCUCUAAUGUCAACGCACCCUUAAUUCUAGUCGGCACUCAGAGCGAUUUAGCGCUCGAUGGACGGGUUAUACACGCAUUAAAAGCCCGAGGCGAACACGCAGUAACCGAACUGGAAGCCAAGGCAUUAGCCGCCAAAAUAAACGCCGUUUACGUAGAAACAUCAGCGAAAACGCGGAAACAGUUGAAAGAUGCCUUCGACGCCGCCAUCUUGGCUGGGUUGCCAGUAGUGCAGCCGAAACGACCGUUCUGGAAAAAACUGCUUUGUUUAAAUUAGAAUUAAAUUGAAAAAUUCGUAAAAUGUUAACACAAUUAUAAAAACCAUUUCUUUGAGAUGAUUGUUUAAAUUGUUUUUAAUCUGUGAAAUUUAAAAUAAGUGGUCGAUUAGAUACUUAUUGUAUGUCACAAAUUUCAGUAAAUCAAUGUGUGUUUGAAAUAUAAUGUAUCACUAAUUUUCUAUACUUAGCAUAAACAAAGUACUUUAAGUUGUGAUAAUGUGUAUAUAUCUGAUAUUACGUUGAAAACAUUAAACAUAGACUGCUCUUACGAAUUUCCCAAAGUUUAGGGUAAAUGUGUAAAAAAUAUACCUAAGUGCCUUAUGAAAUAUUAAGACAAUGUUUUAAUAGAACUUCCAUUUAUGUACCUAGAUAGUAUUUUAUGUUUUAAUUGUUAUAGCGACUGAUCUAGAAAUUAGCUAUAGAAAGCUUGAUAAAAUAAAAGUUGUUCUUUUUUUAAAGUUUCAAACAAUGUAGGGUAUACCUAUUAUUCACACAGAUUGGGGCAAUUUUAUACAUCUAUAUAAUUUCAAUUGAAUACCAAUUGCCCCCGACAGCUCAACAAUUUUCUGUUUAAAAGUCACAGAUUAUGUUUUCGUUUUUUUUAGUUAUAUGAUUAGCGUAUAUGAUUAUAGAAUAUAAAAUCUAUAUAAUGGUUGCUGCAUGAACUGCGCAUUUGUCAAUAUAAAAAGUUACACUACGUUACAUUGUAUCGAUAAUAAUACAAAACAACCGAAGACAAGUUAUUUUGACGUUUUAGAAACUUUGUCGUUAAAUCGAGUGAAAUUACAUGGAAUUUACACUGUGCUUACACUGUUUCUAUAUUACCGCAGUUAACGACUUGUAGAGAAAAGAACGACAGAGUAACAUUUAUUGUAUUAUAACUAUUAUCUAAUGGAUACCUAUACAUUCUACAAUUUCAAUAAAAUAUCUGAAUGAAUCACGUAGAAAUUAUAAAUUUGGCACAGUUAAUAGCUGCUAUUUAACGUCUUAACUUGAAUAUUAAUACAAUUAUGCAAUAAAAUUUUAAUGUAUUUCUUACAAUUUAAGUUGUAUAUAAUGAACUGUGUUUGUAAAUGUUGUUUUGAUAUUCAACAUGAACUGAUAAUUAUAUUUUAUUACGACUGA
Messenger RNA from Pieris rapae (cabbage white), 2549 nucleotides. RefSeq lists its product as uncharacterized. NCBI's taxonomy places the organism in Eukaryota, Metazoa, Arthropoda, Insecta, Lepidoptera, Pieridae. The transcript is spliced from 4 exons. Gene Ontology annotation, biological process: small GTPase-mediated signal transduction. Gene Ontology annotation, molecular function: GTP binding; GTPase activity. The coding region runs from base 146 to 1423 and encodes 425 amino acids. The record is from RefSeq and is a predicted model, not a curated record.